AUGACCUCAAGCUUCAAAGUCUCACCGGAAUCUCGCCUGCGACAAGCAACGAAAGACGCUGGUGGAAUCGCCGGCCUCAACGUCCUCCGUAUCAUCAACGAACCCACCGCCGCCGCCAUUGCCUACGGCCUGGACAAGAAAAGCUCCGGAUCCGGCGAGCAGAACAUCCUCGUCUUCGAUUUAGGCGGCGGCACUUUCGACUUCGAAGUGAAAGCCACCGCCGGCGACACUCACCUCGGCGGCGAAGACUUUGACAACCGCCUGGUCAACCACUUCGUCUCCGAAUUCCAGCGAAAGAACAAAAGGGACAUAAGCGGGAACGCCAGAGCUCUAAGGAGACUCAGAACCGCCUGCGAAAGAGAGAAAAGAACCCUCUCCUCCACCACGCAAACGACAGUCGAAGUCGAUUCGUUAUUCGAAGGGAUCGAUUUCUACGCCACCAUUACUAAAGCGAGAUUCGAAGAACUAUGUAUGGACAUGUUCGUGAGGUGUAUGGAGCCCGUCGAAAAGUGCUUACGGGAUAAGAAAAUCCAUAAAUCUACGGUGCACGAGGUGGUUCUCGUCGGCGGCUCCACCCGAAUCCCGAAAGUCCAGCAGCUGCUGCAAGACUGCUUCAAUGGUGGUGCCAUGGUGGUCUACGGGAUGAGUGGAUGA
Erythranthe guttata (spotted monkey flower) is the source of this 654-nucleotide messenger RNA. Lineage: Eukaryota; Viridiplantae; Streptophyta; Magnoliopsida; Lamiales; Phrymaceae. The record is from RefSeq and is a predicted model, not a curated record.